Messenger RNA from Auxenochlorella protothecoides, 738 nucleotides. RefSeq names its product Golgi SNAP receptor complex member 1-2. The record is from RefSeq and is a predicted model, not a curated record. Gene Ontology annotation, cellular component: SNARE complex; Golgi membrane; cis-Golgi network. Gene Ontology annotation, molecular function: SNAP receptor activity. Gene Ontology annotation, biological process: vesicle fusion; endoplasmic reticulum to Golgi vesicle-mediated transport. NCBI's taxonomy places the organism in Eukaryota, Viridiplantae, Chlorophyta, Trebouxiophyceae, Chlorellales, Chlorellaceae. The transcript has 6 exons. The coding region runs from base 1 to 738 and encodes 245 amino acids.
AUGGCAUAUGCAGGGCAGUCUGCCGUGCCCAAGAUACCCAGCGAGAGUACCGGGGCCAAGUGGGAGGAUCUGCGACGAGAGGCCCGGAAGAUCGAGGGGGAGUUGGACAUAAAGCUGGCUGCCUAUGGAAAGCUGUGCACCAGCUUCGAGUACGGAUACACCCGUGGGGAGAGUGGGAUCGCAGCGGACCAGCUCCUGCAAUCCAAGGCCAGCGACAUAGAGCGCUUGCUGUCACGGCUGUCUGACACCAACGAGUCUAUGCAGCGGAGCAUCGGGGGCGGGCCAGACGCGCGAUCGCACACCCUGGCGCGGCACCGCGACAUCCUCCACGACUACCAGCAGGAGUUCCGGCGGCAUGCCAGCGUGGCCGGGUCGGCCCGCGACCGCGCUGACCUCCUGGGCGCCGCUGGCACCUCCGGCAGCGCGUCAGCCUCCGGCCUGGGCGCGCCCGGCUCCUCGAUGGGCCUCCUCCUGCGCGAGCGCGGCAUGGUGGCCAGCAGCCACGCCGCGCUGGACGACGUGAUGGGCACUGCCCACGGCGUCGCCGCGGGGCUGGGCCAGCAGCGGGAGGUGUUCGAGGGCGUGUCAGGCAAGCUGGGCUCUGUGGGCGCCGCCUUUCCCGUGGUCAACACCCUCCUCAACGCCAUUCGCCGCAAGAAGAACAAGGACAACCUCAUACUGGGCAGCGUGGUGGCUGUGUGCCUGCUUUUCAUCCUGAUCUACUGGGUCAACAAGUAG